Messenger RNA from Scophthalmus maximus (turbot), 2781 nucleotides. RefSeq names its product gap junction beta-4 protein. The transcript is spliced from 4 exons. NCBI's taxonomy places the organism in Eukaryota, Metazoa, Chordata, Actinopteri, Pleuronectiformes, Scophthalmidae. Gene Ontology annotation, cellular component: connexin complex. The record is from RefSeq and is a predicted model, not a curated record. The coding region runs from base 435 to 1250 and encodes 271 amino acids. Gene Ontology annotation, biological process: cell communication.
GCAAGGAUGGAUGUCCUGUCUCCUUGGUCAGUAAAGCAUAUGUGUGUGUGUGUGUGUGUGUGUGUGUGUGUGUGUGUGUUUCUUUACCAAUUUAUAAAAGUGUUAGGUUACAUGGCUCGUAGGGGAGCGGCUUCUCCGUUUCCUACAAUCUGACAAGACAGGACAUGUAAAGUUUCUGAGUGUGAGUGAGUGUGGUGACGUAGCAGCUGCUGAAUCUGGUUUGGCAGGAUUUCUGCGGAUAGGGCGAGAGAGCAGAGGCAGACAAAGAGAGAGAAAGGAGCGGAACACUUGGAACUACGUUUUCUCCUUUAACUUCAGCCGUGUAUUUAUCUCCUCCCGCUGCCGUCCACAUAUUUGGUUCUGGUGUUUAAGCAAAGUUUCAGCACCGGGGUGCUCCUCUUGCGUCCAUCACCCGGUCCAGUCCAGCAGCAGGGAUGAACUGGUCGGGACUGGAGAGUCUGUUGAGCGGAGUCAAUAAAUACUCCACGGCGUUCGGGAGGAUCUGGCUGUCAAUGGUGUUUGUGUUCCGCGUGAUGGUCUUUGUAGUCGCAGCGCAGAGGGUCUGGGGGGACGAGAGCAAGGACUUUGUGUGUAACACCCGGCAGCCCGGCUGUACCAAUGUCUGCUAUGACCACAUCUUCCCCAUCUCCCACAUCCGUCUGUGGGCGCUGCAGCUGAUCUUUGUCACCUGCCCGUCUCUGAUGGUGAUGGCUCAUGUGAAAUACCGCGAGGGUAAGGACCAGAAGUACGUGGCGCUGCACCACGGCUCCCACCUGUACGCCAACCCAGGCAAGAAGAGAGGUGGGCUGUGGUGGACAUAUCUGCUGAGUUUGGUCUUCAAAGCCGGAUUCGACACAUCAUUUCUCUACAUUUUGUACAGGGUAUACCAUGGAUACGACCUGCCCAGGUUAUCCAAGUGUGCACUGGAUCCAUGCCCCAACACCGUUGAUUGCUUCAUUAGUCGCCCGACAGAAAAAAAGAUCUUCAUGUUGUUCAUGGUCAUAUCCAGCGUGCUGUGCAUCUUAAUGUGCAUUUGCGAGAUGGUUUAUCUUAUAGGCAAGCGCAUCAGCAAAAUCUUAACGGUCCGACACGAGAACCAGAGACUCGUAUUUGCAGACCAACACGAGCUGACCGAAAUAGCCCCGCCGAGGUCCGCGUAUCGGAGGACCGAUCCAACACUGUCUGACAGCCAGCUGAGUUUAAAUAAGAGGGAGAAGGUGAGGGAGGGCACCACGACUACAACACUGUAGGACACGGUGGCCACAAAGCCAUGGAUCCGUUUUUCGAUUGGAUGACCAUCUAACAGGAACACGGGUUACCUGAUGAAACUAUCAAACCCAAAGGACUGAUGAGAGGGCAGAUCCUGGGCUUUGUGAUCGUGUGAUCGUGCUGAGCACGAAACUUACAUGAUUCUCCGUGAGAAGGAUUUCCAACACUGGCUGGUCACAUGUUCUAGUAGAAGAGGACUGCUAUUAAUUACAAUGAGACCUAACUCUGUGCCAUAGAUCUGAUCAUAUGGCCGACAGCAUGAUGAGAGACAUUCAAAAGCCUGGUUUUGUGUUUUUAAGGACAUUUUAUAUUGAUUGUUGAUUCAUGAAAAAUAGCAAUAUGACAUAUUGUAAAUUACAGCACUUGGUAUCUGGUAUCAGCACUGUUAAGAGCUUUAUUAACAGCCUGACUGAGAAAUGAUGCAUUUAUAUUUCUUUUACAAAAGGGACCAAAAUACGACCGGGGAUUUGAUGAGCUUAAUGCCCCACAUGAAGUGUUGACUCCACCGAGGUUUAACUGUAUUCCUCCCAGAGACGGUCGAUCUCCAGCUGUGGAUUUUCUAAGAGCUUUUUUUGCCAGUAAAUUAUUGUAAGGAAGGAAUGGACUUCAUUGCAGCACAGAUAAGUUAAAUGUCGUACUGAUUCUCAAAUCUGCUGUAUUUGACAAUUGAAUCCAUAUUGUGUCUUGGUAAGGGCUCUUAAUUAGCAGAAUUUAAAAUUCACAUGACAGUGAAAAUAUUUGUUUUCUGUUUUUGAUGGUGCCUUCACGUGCUAGUCGGAAGAUCCUACUUACCACUUGUGAGUUACAAGAAUGUCAUUUAUAGUCCAUUUUUUAUGGAUAAAACGAUAAACAGCAUUGGUAUAUCAAUGGGUCAGUUAAUUGUACAUAGAUUACAGAUUCAAAUUAUGUACAGAAGCAACAGCCAAUUCUUGUUGCACUGACUCAAUCCGUCCUCUUCUCUGCCAUGUUGCAAGGUUCUGGUCCCCCCCAACACCAGAACUUGGGUUUUAAAAUGAUCUCAGACACGUGCAAAUUCCAAGUCGGCCACUCGUAUUUACCAUAAUUCCGAUAACACAUGAAGGCAACAUUAAUAUCAGGGGAAAGAAUGAACUUGAAGCUGUACAUACAGGAUGAUGUUAAAGCAGCUUUUUGUAAGGUGCUGUUGCUACACAGCCAACGUGAGCAUUAACAACGGUUUACAUACUCGUCUUGACAAGAGCUUCAGCCAUAGAUGCGUUUACACAACGAGAGGUGAUAAUACCUCUUCAGGGCAGACUGGGCAGGCUGGCAGGGACAGGGCUAGCUGGUUAGCAUGCUAACUUCAAUAUAAAUUUGGCUACGUAGCAAUAGCCACAUUUACUUUCGUUUUUGGUUGAAUCCCCACAGCAAGCUACUUUUGAUUAAGAGUCAACUUGAAUGUCAUAGUUUAUUUUAAGAUUUAUUUACUAUUACGGUUUAAUAUUAUAUUGAUAAAUUGUAUUGCUUGUAAAAUAAAAAUGCUGAUCAAGCUCA